CGGGGAGGCGCGGCCGUCACUUGGCGAGCGGCGCUCCGCGGGUGCGGGGCUGCGCGGGCGGCGGCAGCGGCAGGGGCAGGGUUUGCCUGGGCUGGCCGAGCAUCCUCCAACUUGGAACUGUCCACCGGCGCGAGCUCCUGAACAUGAGCCUCCUGCCUCUCUACCUGCUCGGAUUGCUCCUCAGUGGCGGGCAAGCUUUACUUCAAGUUACAAUUUCACUUAGCAAAGUUGAGCUCAGUGUGGGUGAAUCCAAAUUCUUCACGUGCACAGCCAUUGGUGAGCCUGACAGCAUAGAUUGGUACAAUCCCCAAGGAGAGAAGAUUGUUUCUGGUCAGAGAGUGGUUGUUCAGAAAGAAGGAGUUCGAUCACGUCUGACCAUUUACAAUGCAAACAUAGAAGAUGCUGGGAUAUAUCGGUGUCAAGCAACAGAUGCUAAAGGACAAACUCAAGAAGCUACUGUAGUUUUGGAAAUUUAUCAAAAGCUCACUUUUCGAGACAUAGUGUCUCCACAGGAGUUCAGGCAGGGAGAAGAUGCAGAAGUUGUUUGCCGUGUUACCAGUUCACCUGCUCCCGUUGUCAGCUGGUUGUAUCGGAACGAGGAAGUCACAGCUAUUGCUGACAAUCGAUUUGCAGUAUUAGCAAACAAUAAUCUCCAAAUUCUUAAAAUCAAUAAAAGUGAUGAAGGAGUAUACAGAUGUGAAGGAAGAGUGGAAGCGAGAGGAGAAAUUGACUUUCGGGACAUAAUUGUUAUUGUGAAUGUUCCCCCUGCAAUUAUUCUGCUGCAGAAAUCCUUCAAUGCCACUGCAGACCGAGGAGAGGCAAUAACUUUGUUCUGCAGAGCCACUGGAUCACCUCCACCUGAAAUCAGUUGGUACAGGAAUGGCAAACUUAUUGAAGCAAAUGAAAAAUAUGUGCUGAGAGGAAGCAAUUCAGAACUAACCAUAAGAGAUAUUAAAAAUAUCGAUGCGGGUCCUUAUAUCUGCAAUGCUAAAAAUAAAGCAGGAAAUGACAAAAAACAGACAUUCCUUCAAGUUUUUGUGCAGCCUCAAAUAAUACAACUUAAAAAUGAAACCACCUUUGAGAAUGGGAAAGCAACCCUCAUCUGUGAAGCAGAAGGAGAACCUGUCCCAGAGAUUACUUGGAAAAGGGCCUCUGAUGGAAUGACUUUCUCUGAAGGCGAUAAGAGCCCAGAUGGCCGUAUAGAAGUCAAAGGGCAGCAUGGAAAAUCGUCACUGCAUAUUAAAGAUGUGAAGUUGUCAGAUUCAGGGAGAUAUGACUGUGAAGCUGCAAGUAGAAUUGGUGGGCACCAAAAGAGCAUGUACCUUGAUAUUGAAUAUGCUCCAACGUUUGUGUCAAAUCAAACCAUGUAUUACUCUUGGGAAGGCAAUCCCAUCAAUAUAAGUUGUGAAGUGCUGGCAAAUCCCUCUGCCUCAGUUCAGUGGAGAAGAGGAAAAUUAGUUUUACCCAUAAAAAAUACAACACAUCUGAAGACCUACAGUACAGGAAGAAAGCUGAUUCUAGAGAUUGCUCCCACCUCUGACAGUGAUUUUGGACGGUAUAAUUGUACAGCCACAAACAGAAUAGGAACAAGAUAUCAGGAAUAUACACUUGGUCAAGCUGAUGUGCCAUCAAAUCCGUAUGGAGUACGAGUUUUAGAGCUGUCCCAAACCACUGCCAAGGUUUCGUUCCAUAAGCCAGAGUCACAUGGAGGUGUUCCCAUUCACCACUACCAAGUGGAUGUAAAAGAGGUGGCCUCAGAAACCUGGAAAAUAGUUCGCUCCCAUGGAGUUCAAACAAUGGUUGUUCUCAGCAACUUGGAACCAAAUACGACAUAUGAAAUCAAAGUAGCAGCUGUAAAUGGAAAGGGUCAAGGAGAGUAUAGCAAAAUUGAGAUCUUUCAGACCUUACCUGUCCGGGAGCCAAGUCCCCCUUCAAUUCAUGGACAACCUGAAAGUGGCAAGAGUUUUAAACUUAGCAUAACUAAACAAGAUGAUGGAGGUGCCCCCAUACUGGAAUAUAUUGUCAAAUACAGAAGUAAAGACAAGGAAGACCAGUGGCUAGAGAAAAAAGUGCAGGGUAGUAGAGACCACAUCAUCUUAGAGCACCUUCAAUGGACCAUGGGUUACGAAGUACAAAUUACAGCUGCCAACAGACUGGGUUAUUCUGAACCAACAUUGUAUGAAUUCAGCAUGCCACCAAAGCCCAACAUUAUUACAGACACUCUUUUUAAUGGUCUUGGACUCGGUGCUGUCAUUGGCCUGGGAGUGGCAGCCCUUUUAUUAAUCCUGGUUGUGACUGAUGUAAGCUGCUUCUUUGUACGACAAUGUGGAUUGCUAAUGUGCAUCACCAGGAGGAUCUGUGGGAAGAAGAGUGGUUCAAGUGGAAAAAGUAAAGAACUGGAAGAAGGAAAGGCUGCUUACUUGAAAGAUGGAUCAAAAGAGCCAAUAGUGGAAAUGAGAACAGAGGAUGAAAGAAUUACCAAUCAUGAAGAUGGGAGUCCAGUAAAUGAGCCAAAUGAGACAACUCCCCUCACAGAACCAGAGAAACUGCCACUAAAGGAGGAAAAUGGCAAAGAAGCUUUAAAUCCAGAAACCAUAGAAAUCAAAGUUGCUAAUGAUAUCAUCCAGUCAAAAGAAGAUGAUAGCAAAGCAUAAUAAGAUAAACUACAGCUGUCUGGAUAAUGCAUUUGGAUUGAAGUAAUCCCGUGACCAAAACUUUACAGCUGACCUUAAUUUCUUGGGAAACUUAAGCUUGGAAUAGUUAGUACGUGUGUACAUAUGAUGAAACAGUUCCUGUCUACAGUUUCUUUCUAUUUUUUUGUUAAUGGUUUUAGUAUGUAGUUUUGCUGACACCAAGUCCCAUGGUAUAAAUUGGACAAAUCUGCAGAACAAGAACUGUAAUUUAUUUUGUGAAAAAUUAUGCCUAUUUAGAAGAAAAGUUGCAGAGCACCCCUAGCCACAAACAGCAUAUCAGGUCUCUCCAGAUCUUACAGUGCAAGCUACAUACAUAAAGUGCCAUAUGCUACUGUAUUUAUUUCCAUUUAUAAUAAAACAAAAGUUUAGGUUGUCUUUAAAAAAAAAAAAAAAGAAGAAAAACAGUUUCAGUAUAACCUUUAAGACCUUAGCACUGGCAGAUACUCAGUAGUCAUUCCAGCUGUGAUUAUCACUUGAAGUAAACAAAAACCACUCUUCAACACAAAGGCAAGUCCACCUGCAGUUUCACCUGGGUUCUACAGUAAAAUGAAAAGCUGAUAACCAUGAUGGUAUAUAUGGAUAUAAAUAAAAUUGGUAACUGUUUUGUAAUGAUA
Molecule: messenger RNA, 3307 nt
Organism: Pseudopipra pipra
Lineage: Eukaryota; Metazoa; Chordata; Aves; Passeriformes; Pipridae
Gene: NCAM2
Product: neural cell adhesion molecule 2
Exons: 18
Coding region: 144-2654 (836 amino acids)
Biological process (GO): cell adhesion
Cellular component (GO): membrane
Molecular function (GO): protein binding
Source: RefSeq, a predicted model, not a curated record